CCUCACUCUCCGAUCACUUCCGACCGAGACUGGAGGACGCUUUGGGAUCAAUAUCAGGAGAUGAACAUUAUCGACGAAAUGUUCAUGUGUUGCAUUGGACCGUUGAAUCCAGGAUAACCGCGGAUUCCCUUCUGGUUCUCUGGCAGACCAACUGUCUCAAGCAGCAGCAGAUGGGGGAGUGGCAGAUUUCCAGACCAGCAAGAUUCUCCUACGGGUCAAAAGCGAUAGAUUCUUCACUCUCCGAUCACUUUUGAACGAGACAGAAGACUCUUUUGGAUCAAUAUCAGAAGAUAAACACGGACUUGUCACGAUAUCGUCUAAAUGUCCAUGAGUUGCAUUGGAACGUUGAAUCCAGGAUAAAUGUGAAUUCUCUUCAGGUAUUCAGACAAACCACCUGAAGAAUGCUUACACCCUCAACAAAAUCUUCACUAUCCCCGAAUUCUUCUGCCAGCUUUUGACCAGCAGGAAAGGCUUCCUCUGACAACGGUUGCUUCGCCUAUCUGAGCUCAGAGACGUAGAGAAUCCCCGGCAGGAUGGACACGAGCGUGAGUUACAUGACUGUGAAUAUGGGAAGAAAGGACUCACGGUCUCCUUCCCCAGAUGAACCUGAUGUAUCGUACGCGGAAGUUAAUUUCAAACCCCUCUCGGCACCCCGAGUCCGGACAGAUCGAGACGGUCUGAACUCCACCUACUCAGAGCUGAACUUUCGGAAAGAGGAACUCCGCAUCGAUGAGCGCGAAGAUCCUCCCCUUGCCUCGGGAUCCAGCGGGCUGUCAGCCACUGCACACACAGCUGCGCAGGAACGGGAGUCGAAAGUGAAGAACGGAAAUAGACCGUACCGUAUGAUCUGCCUACUCUGCCUAGUUACAUCCGCCCUCAUCGUGACAGUGACCGGUCUCUCGAUCCAUGUGUCACAGAUCCGUCACCAGGUCACUGAGAUGGAAACGAAGUACAGAUCUAUCAACGAAACCAAGGCUCAAAUCUGUGAAUUGUUGACCAGCAGAAGAGAGACAACGUGUCCCCAGGAAUGGAUCAAAAAUGAAGACCGUUGUUAUUUCAUGUCCACGUUUGGAACAUCUUAUGAUGGAGCGAGGCACAAUUGUUCGGAACUUGAUACAAGGCUCCUCGAAAUAAAUUCAAACAAGGAAAAGAAGUUUGUUUCCAACGCUGUCGAUCGAUACGUAACAUACUGGAUUGGAAAAUGCGCAGGCAGGAAUGUGGCCUCUGAUCUUGUGUACGAGUUAAGCUAUGAAACGCCCACCUGCAGCGUUGGGCCCUGCCCUGACCUCAUCUUCCUUUCGUACAAUACUUCCUGCAACGAAAUGGACGCAUCUCAGAACAUGAGUCCCAGCAGGCUCAACCUUUUCCUUCCUGACAUUGUCUGA
This is a messenger RNA of Hypanus sabinus (Atlantic stingray), 1385 nucleotides long. Its product is annotated as C-type lectin domain family 4 member A-like. The record is from RefSeq and is a predicted model, not a curated record. Lineage: Eukaryota; Metazoa; Chordata; Chondrichthyes; Myliobatiformes; Dasyatidae. The transcript has 12 exons. The coding region runs from base 534 to 1385 and encodes 283 amino acids.